AUGGGAGCCCUCGGCUCGGCCUCGGUCUUGUACGGCUUCUUUGCUGUCAGCACCAGCGAUCUCAUGAAACGAACCAUCUUCGGGCUCCAGUCAUGGCAGCUCAUGAUCAGCGGAGGAUACGCUCUCUUCUUCUGCGCAAACCUGAUCCCCGGCCGCCUCGACACUGUGCUGGGGAGGCCCAAGAGGACGGACUUGCGCUUCUUCACGCCUGCUGGGUUCGCGUUCGCCAUCUGGGCUCCGAUCUUCCUCGGGGAGAUGCUCAUGAUGUUCUCCGUGCUCAUGCCGGAUUCUCUUCGCUCUCCUGGCUCGGGUUGGCUCGAGGCGAUGGCCCCGUCCUAUGCAGCUGCUUCUGUCGCACAGGCGCUAUGGUGCCUUGCAUUCCGACCAUGGGCGUUGAAGUAUCAGUGGAUUCCCGCAUCUCUCCUCACCAUCGCUGCACUUGCUCUGUUCGAGUCUCACAGACAUGUCGCGUCUUCCUACUCCAUGUCUGGUGCAGCUUCCCUCUGGAGCUUGUUUGCCUGCAGGAUCCCUGUCGCCCUCCAUUUCGGGUGGAUCACUGCGGCUGCGGCUCUGAGCUGGAAUGGACAGCUUGCCUCCAUGGGCUCGAGCAUUCCCAUCCGCAUCACUAGCGCAACGCUCUCAUGCUAUGCAGCAGCAGCGUUUCUGGGUGUGACUUCCAUCGUUCGUGGGGAUGGCUGGCCUGCCGCGACAGCAGCGUGGGCGCUGUAUGCAGUCAGCAAGGGCCACGAGGUUCUCCGAGGUGCAGUGGACAACGCAGCUAUCGAUGCUCUGAACCUCGCAGCUCUUCUCUCCUCCUCCGCCUCGCUCGCCAUGGCUGUUUUCACCUGGGCCAUCCCCUUCUUCUCCUCCGGCAAGACCUGCGCCUGCGCCUGUGUUUGA
Molecule: messenger RNA, 900 nt
Organism: Guillardia theta CCMP2712
Lineage: Eukaryota; Cryptophyceae; Pyrenomonadales; Geminigeraceae
Exons: 11
Coding region: 1-900 (299 amino acids)
Source: RefSeq, a predicted model, not a curated record